This is a messenger RNA of Akanthomyces muscarius, 615 nucleotides long. RefSeq lists its product as uncharacterized. Lineage: Eukaryota; Fungi; Ascomycota; Sordariomycetes; Hypocreales; Cordycipitaceae. The record is from RefSeq and is a predicted model, not a curated record. The transcript has 2 exons. Gene Ontology annotation, molecular function: acyltransferase activity, transferring groups other than amino-acyl groups. The coding region runs from base 1 to 615 and encodes 204 amino acids.
AUGGAAUACACGAUUGAGCAGAUAAAGCCCGACGAGGCUGGUGUGGAAUUCUUUCUGAACAAGUACAAGCCGUUUCGACUACAGGCACUACAGACAGAUCCGCAGUUCUUUGGAUCCACGUACGAGAAAGAAGUAGCCAAAGACGAUGAUUUCUGGCGACAGCGCGUUUCACGACCCAUAGCCACGACCUUUGUCGCCGUCCUCACCCACGAGCGGCGGGUUGUUUCCUCUCUGACCCUUAUCCGCGGCGGCCAGCCCUCGUCGCUGCUGGCCAUGGCCGCCGGGCUGGUCCCCGAGGAGCGCGACAAGGACUCGGCGACGCUGCUGCACUGGGCCGUCAACGGCGUGUACACGGCGCCGGACGCGCGGCGCCAGGGCAUCGCCAAGGCCGUGUUUGAGAAGGCGCUCGCCUUUUCGUUUGCGGCGGCCGAAAUGGAGGGCAAAUCGUGCCUGGUGUCGAUAUACGCGCGCGAAGAGAACGAGGUCGCGAUCGGCAUGUACCAGCGCAUGGGGUUUGUCGACUUGAGCUAUGUGGAGGCAGAUGGGAAUGCAGUGCUGUACAUGUUUAAAGCGAGGGAAGAGGCCACAAGCACUGACAGCACUGAAAGCAUAUAA